UCACAUGACCUGGUGAUGUCACGCCGACGUCAUGGUGCACGUUAGCUGAAACGGAGUAUUGGCUGCUGCUUCUGCCAGUAGUAGUCUGUCACUGGGACGAGUACUGGAACCAAUAUGGCGGUUAUCGGCUUGCUGUCACGGGCCGCAGCGCUUCGAGCAUUCACCUCGUUCGGUACCCGUUCACAGUUUCGGAGCGCAUAUAGUUUAGACAAGUUAUACCCGGAUAGCUUGUGCAGGACUGCGGAGGAGAAAAUAGAGGAUCACAAAGACAUUCCCAUUGAUCGUUUGAGUAUCUCCUACAGCAGGAGUAGUGGACCCGGAGGCCAGAACGUCAACAAAGUCAACACAAAGGCUGAAGUUCGUUUUCACUUAUCCUCAGCUGACUGGAUUCCAGAAGAUGUCAGGCAGAACAUUUCUGUACAGUAUAAAAAUCGCAUAACUCGAAGUGGAGAGCUAAUUGUCGUAUCACAAGUGAGUCGGUACCAGAUGCGCAACCUGGCAGACUGCCUGGAUAAAAUCCAAAAUAUGAUUUCUGAGGCCAGCCAGAAGCCAAAGCCUGAAACAGAAGAUGAUCUUAAAGUUCGGCAGAUCAGAUUUGAAGCCAUGAACCAUGAACGCCUGCGUCAGAAGAAAAUCCAUUCUAGCAUAAAACAGAGUCGGCAUAUCAGCCUGGACUGACUAUUCGCAACAUAAGUGGUCAAGGGAUGGACACAGGAGUCCUAACUUGUGUACAAUUGGUGACUUCAAUACUGUAUUUUCACAAGCCUAAAGUUCUAUUACCAUAUGAUGCAUGAGGCUAACUGGGUGAUAAAAUGACAUGGCACAUGGUAGCUGCUACUUGGAGCAGGAUAGCAGCUUUGCUUUUUUCUUUUAUAAUAGCUGCAAAUGAUUUAAUAAUUCUCUGUACAUAGAGCUGAUGUCCAGAUUGUUAAUAAAAGGUGUGAAAUGCAGAAAGUUUAUAGCUCAAGAUACAAUCUUAUAAAUGAACCAUGCCAAAUAAAAGGAUGGUAAUGAUAUCAAAUCAAGAAAUUACUAAUUUCUGCCCUUGAUUUAGCUGGUUUUCCAAAAGUUCUACUCACGUAGAAUUUAACUCAAAAGCCUUUGUCUAUCACAAACAUACUGACUGUUGCUUAGUUAAAAAUAAUAUUUUCAAAGGAAAGGGGAAUUCUCCUGCACUGGGUAUAGUGGAUAAAUUAUUGAUACCGACGCAAUUUCCAAAAUCAUGUAUGUAUAUAGAUAAUUAAAAGUGUGGAAAAAGCUGUCAUCAAA
This is a messenger RNA of Pseudophryne corroboree (corroboree frog), 1269 nucleotides long. RefSeq names its product mitochondrial ribosomal protein L58 (gene MRPL58). Gene Ontology annotation, cellular component: mitochondrial large ribosomal subunit. NCBI's taxonomy places the organism in Eukaryota, Metazoa, Chordata, Amphibia, Anura, Myobatrachidae. The transcript has 6 exons. Bases 115 to 678 code for a protein of 187 amino acids. Gene Ontology annotation, molecular function: peptidyl-tRNA hydrolase activity; translation release factor activity, codon nonspecific. Gene Ontology annotation, biological process: mitochondrial translational termination. The record is from RefSeq and is a predicted model, not a curated record.